Messenger RNA from Penicillium salamii, 1668 nucleotides. NCBI's taxonomy places the organism in Eukaryota, Fungi, Ascomycota, Eurotiomycetes, Eurotiales, Aspergillaceae. The record is from the annotation of a GenBank genome assembly.
AUGGCAUCCCUAGAGUUGCAACGGACUUCAUCUCCACGAGGUGAAGCCGAGGCGUCAGACGCCAAAGCCGACAUUGAUCUCAUCGAGAGUGCCGGACAUGGACGAGCAGCCACCUACGAGGAGUCGGUGGCUGCUCGCCUGUCAAAAGACCAUCGCGACUAUCUGAUAGAGCGACAUGGGACAUUGGAGCUCGAUCCCAUCCCUGGAAUGGGCCCGGCUGAUCCUUACAACUGGCCUGAGUGGAAAAAAAUGUCGAAUCUCAUCCUUGUGGCGUUCCACGCUUGCAUGGGAACAUUUACCGCCGCCGCUAUCAUCCCUGCCUAUUCAGACAUUGCUAAAGAUCUUGGUGUCAGUAUCCAAGAUGCCAGUUAUUUGACUUCUUUGCAAAUUGCCAUCCUGGGAGGUGCUCCUCUGUUCUGGAAGCCCCUUUCCAACCGGUAUGGACGCCGGCCAAUCUUCCUCCUUUCUCUCAUCUGCAGUCUGGUCUGUAACAUUGGCUGUGCCAAGAGCACUGACUAUGCCUCUCUUGCUGCUUGUCGUGCUCUUGUUGCGUUCUUCAUCUCCCCUGCCUCUGCCAUCGGUAGCGCUGUCGUGAUGGAAACGACUUUCAAGAAAGACCGCGCCCGUUACAUGGGUGUCUGGACCCUGAUGAUCACUCUGGGCGUUCCGAUCGGACCUUUCAUCUUCGGUUUCGUGUGUUACCGCGCGGGCUAUAACUGGAUCUACUGGAUCCUUGCAAUCAUCAACGGUGUCCAGUUCAUCCUGUAUCUGUUCCUUGGUCCCGAAACACGCUAUCUGGGUAGCGGCGUGGACAGCAAGUCCCCUCGUAAGAUUGAGUACAUGUCACUGCGACGAAUUGACCCAACACCAUUCUCAUGGUAUGAGUUCAUCCGUCCACUGACCAUGGCCCGCCACCCUUCGAUUCUGAUUCCCACCUGCGCGUACGCAAUGGUCUUCUUGUUCGGAAGCAUCCUCGCAACAGUGGAGGUGCCCCAACUGCUGGAGAAGAAGUUCAAUCUGAACGCCGAGCAGCUCGGCCUCCAAUUCCUGGGUGUGAUCAUCGGCUCUGUGAUCGGUGAGCAGAUGGGGGGCGUACUCUCCGAUUUCUGGAUGAGUCGUCGAUCCCGUCGUAUCGACCGCAAGGCCGAGCCUGAGUUCCGUCUCUGGCUCAGCUAUUUCGGCUUCGCGCUGACCAUCAUUGGUAUGAUUGUGUUCCUGGUGUGCACGGAGACAUCGCCUAGUGGAUACUGGAAUGUCACACCCAUCAUCGGUACUGCGAUUGGUGCCGUUGGAAACCAGCUUGUCACCACCGUCAUGAUCACAUAUGCCAUUGACUGCUUCCCACAUGAGGCGGCCAGCAUCGGUGUAUUCGUCACUUUUGUGCGACAAAUCUGGGGUUUCCUUGGUCCCUUCUGGUAUGUGACUUCUUCGAAAUGUUCCGGUAUCGUUGCUAACAGGUCAGGUUCUCGGCGAUGUUUGAGAAUGUCGGUAUCGCUCCCAGCGCGGGUAUUGGCUCGGCGCUGGUUGUCGCCGUCAGUGUCAUUCCCACCAUAUUCCUGCACUGGAAGGGUCGUGGUUGGCGUAAGGAGGAGUAGGUAUGGCUUAUUGGAAGAGAUUGAGAUCAGCUUGCAUGUAAGACAUUUCGUGAAUUUUCGAUUCGGCUUUUAG